CAGUGUCAGUAUUGCAUUGCAUGAGGAGUCCUGCAGGAGCCGCGCACUGAUUCAGAGUCAGGUGAGAGAGAAACAUCACACUGUACCUACAUCAACACAACGCAAAGCCUACCUGGGUGUUUCAUUGUUUGCACGUGACUGGUGGUUUUCUGCUCGCUUCAAGAGGUUUCGGGCAAUGCUGUUAUUGUGUGGUGGAGAUGCUGAACUCUAGAUGACUGUGUGUGUGUCUGUGGUUUAGCACACGCGUGCACGCUCACGAGGAGAUCGGGAGCAUUCUCAUCCGGACUGAAAAAAAGACGCGCGGAACUGAGCCAAAUUCAUUAAACACCAUCAAAGGAAAGAGGAUGACCGUAUGGAAAUGGGAGGAUACUUUAUUCGUUAAUUUCUCAGCGCCUCUUUGACUUUUUUAGUUUAGUCACACGUCGGAAAAUAUCCCGGACUUUUUACCUAUUCGUCGUUAAAAAGCAUACCAACCUUAUGAAUGACAUAAUACAUAUCGUAAGCUUUAUUUGAAGUUGGAGAAAUCGAGCUGCUCGUCCAGCAGUAGCCUAAAUUAUGGCCGUCUGAUCGAUUUGCGAAUACUUAACGCCUAUUUCAUUCACCCGCGGGAUUUUUUUAUACACAUUCACUUUGGAUUUGGAGAAUAUGGCAAUAAACACAGAUACGGAGUUUGCCAAAACCAACCUUGGGGAGCGCGGCGGGACACAAUUGACCGAGUCUCAGGAGACCGAGAAACUUCUCACGACCACCGAGAUGACCGGGGUCAAGACCUCCACCUCGUUCACAGUUAGCGUCGGCGGUGACAAGGAUCUCGAUGCGGAUCAAAACGGCCACAGUUUGCCGCUAAGAUCCGGAUCGACGGGGCAGCUCGGAACGGCUCCCCUCUCGCCGUCCAGGGUCAGCCUGAGCCGCACGUCAUCCACCGGCAACACCGUCCAAGAGCAGCAGAGACCAAAAGACUACCUCAUAUUGGUCAUUUUAUCCUGCUUUUGUCCCGUGUGGCCGAUAAGCAUCGUUGCUUUGGUCUAUUCAAUUAUGUCAAGAAACAGUCUACAGCAGGGUGAUAUGGAUGGGGCGAGGCGCUUGGGACGCUUGGCUCGCCUGCUCAGCUGUGUUUCUAUCAUUCUCGGCCUCUUGGUUAUCAUAAUCUACGUGGUGGUUACAGUAACUGGAUAAUAAAGUGGGGACACGGUGAGGAUGAGAAACAGCCAAGAAUCUACAGUACUGCAAAAAACCUCUCCAAUGAAAUCAUUGAAAUAAGAUCUCCCUCAUUAAAAUAAUG
Messenger RNA from Misgurnus anguillicaudatus (oriental weatherfish), 1282 nucleotides. RefSeq names its product trafficking regulator of GLUT4 (SLC2A4) 1a (gene trarg1a). Gene Ontology annotation, cellular component: membrane. Lineage: Eukaryota; Metazoa; Chordata; Actinopteri; Cypriniformes; Cobitidae. The record is from RefSeq and is a predicted model, not a curated record.